Cucumis sativus (cucumber) is the source of this 902-nucleotide messenger RNA. RefSeq names its product auxin-induced protein AUX22-like. Gene Ontology annotation, molecular function: protein binding. The transcript is spliced from 2 exons. Gene Ontology annotation, biological process: regulation of DNA-templated transcription. The record is from RefSeq and is marked provisional. Gene Ontology annotation, cellular component: nucleus. NCBI's taxonomy places the organism in Eukaryota, Viridiplantae, Streptophyta, Magnoliopsida, Cucurbitales, Cucurbitaceae. Bases 3 to 569 code for a protein of 188 amino acids.
GGAUGACCCAGGUGGCAGCUAAGGGAUUAGACCUCGAGAUCACCGAGCUUCGGCUAGGACUUCCAGGCGACUGUUGCAGUUUAAUUUCGACGAGUAAGAACAAUGAGAAGAAAAGGGUUUUCUCUGAGGUGGAAGUAGAAGACAAGAGUCGGAGCAAAGGUGAGGAUGAGGGACGGAGGAAGCAGGUGGUGGGGUGGCCACCAGUGUGCUCAUACCGACGGAGGAAUAGCUUCAAGGGAAAGGGAGAGCAGUGUGAGAGUGAAGAAAUAAUGAAUAUGGGGAUGAAGAAACAGAUGUAUGUGAAAGUGAGCUUUGAAGGAACACCUUUUUUAAGGAAGGUUGAUUUGGGAAUGGUGAAAGGAUAUGGAGAUCUUGUUGGAGCAAUGGAGAAGCUGUUUGGGAGUCCAAUUGGUUGCUAUGAAUAUACUGUCACUUAUGAAGAUAGAGAUGGAGAUUGGAUGUUGGUUGGGGAUGUGCCUUGGAAGAUGUUCAUUGAAUCAUGCAAGAGAUUGAGGAUAAUGAAGAAAACAGAAGGCAAGGGAUCAGAGAUGAACUCAUUGAGCCAAUAAAUUAAAGAGCUUCUUCAAGAGAGGAUAUCUCAAAACAUAGAAUAACAAAGCCUCAUGGGAAGAAGCACUUUCUUUCUUUGUGUUUAUUUGAUUUGAUUGUUUUUCUUUUUUUUUGGUUCAUUUGCCAUAAAUAUUUCAGAUUUCAGAUUGAUGGUUGAUAGAUACCUUAACUAGCUAAGGUAAUUUAUGUAGAAGAGAUGUAUCUCUCAAAUGAUUCAACUACUCUAUUUUUUUUUUUAAUUUGUACUUAUUAACUUUUUGUAAUUGUACGGUAGUUCAAAUUCCCAAUCAAUCCAAUAUAUAUGGAAUAAUAAUAUUAGUAAAUUUGAGGAA